UAUAUAUAAAAUAUCUCGUAUUUUCCCACGUUUUUGUGUCGAACUGACUAAUAGGAAUAAUGAUUUUUGAAAUGCAAUGUAAUCUCUCGCACCGUCAAGUGACGCCCACUAAAGAACUACAAAGAAAAAGUUGGAAUCCUGAAAUCCACAGAUUUAUUGCAGAGCGUACUCUUACAUCUGUUUUUAAAGUAUUUUGAACAAGCAUGAAUAUAUGCCAGAGGGGUCUGAGCAUGACCUCAUGCAUGAGACGAGAGAUGCAUCUGAGGCAGAGGAGGAGACGCAACAAGAGAAACAGCCAACAGAAAAAAAGACGAAAAACACGAAAGCAGAGAAGAGGAAGAGUGUAACAGAGAAAACCGUUCAGGCCAAGAAGAAGAAAAGCAAUGAACAGAAAGAGUGUAUUAUUCCUAAGAAAGAGACGGAGGAUGCAACUUCAACAAAACCCAAAAAAAGGAGGAAGAAGAAGAAGACGAUUACAGACGUCUUGUCCUCUUCGGAGCCCAAACCAGGCUGUCCGGCAGACCUGCAGACCCUGGCCACGCUGUACUUCUCAGACAAGCGCUCUGUGAUCGAGCAGGAGGAGCUCAAGUUGCUGGACUCCUGCUUCCUGUCCAGUAAUGACUUGACGCACACCCUCUCCUCUUAUCUGAAACAGGUUUGUCCCAAGUGGUCGAAGAUUCAAAAGCAGCACACGCAGAAGAGUUCUGUGGUUCUGCUCAUCGUCUGUAGUUCUGCUCUCCGAGCCAUCGAGCUCCUUAAGCAGAUGACUACCUUCAAGGGUGAAGCCAAAGCAGUCAAACUUUUUGCAAAACAUAUCAAGAUAGAGGAGCAAGUGAAGCUGCUCCAAAAGGGCGUCACCCACAUCGGAGUGGGGACACCUGGCAGGCUCAGCGCUCUUAUUGACAAAGAGGGCUUGAGCUUGCAGGCGUUGAGAUACGUGGUUCUGGACUGGAACUGGAGGGACCAGAAGCUCAGAAGGAUGGUGGACUGUUCCUGAGGUGAAACUGGACUUCAUGAAGCUGCUGGAGAGUGGAAUCCUGACGGGUUGUAGAGAAGAGAAAGUCAAAAUUGGACUGUUUUAACGGCACACUUUGCUGUGUGCUGAUAGUCCGCGCGACGCCUUGAUGUUCUAAAGCUGCACACUGAUGUUCAUCGCGACACGCCGAGGGGCCUCAUCCUGUUUGUUCUCCCUUUUGUGUCUCUGUGAAAUCUGUGCUGUGCUUUUUUAUAUUUUCAGAGGCCGUUGUCAAAUGUGCGGUGUUUGUUCACUGUUGUUGUCCGACGCCUCCUCCCAGUGUUGAAUAAACGGACUCUGAAUGAAA
Cottoperca gobio is the source of this 1322-nucleotide messenger RNA. RefSeq names its product cms1 ribosomal small subunit homolog (gene cmss1). Lineage: Eukaryota; Metazoa; Chordata; Actinopteri; Perciformes; Bovichtidae. The coding region runs from base 212 to 997 and encodes 261 amino acids. The transcript has 10 exons. The record is from RefSeq and is a predicted model, not a curated record. Gene Ontology annotation, cellular component: nucleus; 90S preribosome.